AUGCUCAGUCGUGCGCUCACGCGGUCAGGCGCCCCCUUGCCUCGCAGGUUUCUCUUCCAGAGUGGGCCGCGAUCCCUUGUCCGCGGUCGUCUGCCUGGGCUGACAUUCAGCCCUCACAACUCUCAACUCCGCCAUGCAUCUGCCUCCAGGCCCUUUCCGAAGACAAAACCACGAGAUGCUGGCCCGCAAAGCUCAAAAAGUGAUGCCUCGCGGGUGCGGACGCCGGCAACAUUCUUUUCUGAUGCGAAGGAGUGGGCCGAAGCCUUUUGGUCCGCGGUAUGCUUCUUGGUGGUUAUGGCGCUGGUGGAAUAUUAUUUUGGUACCAUCAUCUACGAAUUUGCCACAGAUCAUCUAACUCGACUAGAAGUCAAACUUUCUCGUGUAAAAUUCGCCGAUGAAAAGACGAUGAAACGGGCUGCCAAAGAUAUUGAAGACGCUUUGGGCCCUCAGGCAGUUAGCUACGACCAGGACGAAAUCGAGCGACAUGGCCAUUCAGACUGGUCAACGUCCAACUCGAAAGGACGUCCAGUGGCGAUCGUUUACCCUCGCAAUACCGAGGAGGUGUCCAAAAUUGCGGAGAUAUGCAACAAACACAAAUGUCCAAUAGUGCCAUUUGGAGCUGGCUCUUCUGUGGAAGGGAGCUUCUCCUCUCCGUACAGUGGGAUUUGUGUAGACUUUGUGCACAUGGAUAAGAUUGUUGCCUUCCACCCCGAUGACAUGGACGUAGUUGUCCAGCCAGGAGUCAACUGGGUUGACCUCAAUAAGUCCAUCGAGGAGUCUGGCCUCUUCUUGCCAUUGGACCCCUCGCCUACCGCGAUGAUCGGGGGCAUGGUCUCUACCAACUGCAGCGGUACCAACGCGUUCCGCUACGGGACCAUGAAGGAUUGGGUCCUGAACCUGACCGUCGUCCUCGCUGAUGGCCGCGUGAUCAAAACCAGAAAGCGUCCAAGGAAGAACUCUGCCGGGUACAACCUUACAUCUCUGUUUAUCGGGGCUGAAGGUACGCUCGGCCUCGUUACAGAGAUCACGCUGAAAUUGGCAGUCGUGCCGGAGGACACGAGCGUUGCCGUUGUCUCGUUCCCGAGCAUUGGUGAGGCGGCUAAGGCGGCGACGAAGCUAAUUCGUUCCGGGAUUCAGCUCGGUGCGUUGGAGUUUAUGGACGAGGUUCAGAUGCAAGUUAUCAACCGGCACGGAAGCGAGGCGGUGCGUAAAACGGCUUGGGAUGAGACUCCUACUUUGUUUCUGAAGUUCGCGGGGACAACUGAGGGCAUCAAGGCAGAUGUUGCGAAGGUGAAGCGGAUCGUCGACCCCUUCAAGCCCGGCAAGAUUUUCUUCGCGCGUAAUAAGCAGGAGGAGGCAGAUCUGUGGGCUGCACGAAAGGAGGCCCUUUGGACGAUGACAUCAAUCAAGCCAGAUGGGUAUGCAAUGUGGUCUACAGACGUCGCUGUGCCCAUCUCCAGGCUAGCCGAGAUCAUUGCACAUUCAAAGGAGGACUCUGGAGAUCUUGGCCUAUUUGCCAGCGUUAUCGGGCACGUCGGUGACGGCAACUUCCACCAAGCAGUGAUAUAUGAUCCCAAAAACACUGAGCACAAGGAGGGUGUUUCUCGUUGCGUCCACAAAAUGAUGAAUCGCGCUCUCGAGAUGGAAGGCACGAUUUCGGGAGAGCAUGCCAUUGGCAUUGGCAAAAAGGAUUGUCUUGUGGACGAGCUUGGCGUCGACACGAUUGGCUUGAUGAAAAACAUCAAGCAAUCUUUUGAUCCUGCUUGGAUCAUGAACCCAGGCAAGGUCUUCGACCUACCGCCCAAAUCCACAGCCAAGGCUGUCGACGUCGAGUAA
Messenger RNA from Colletotrichum gloeosporioides, 1836 nucleotides. Its product is annotated as D-lactate dehydrogenase [cytochrome]. Gene Ontology annotation, molecular function: D-lactate dehydrogenase (NAD+) activity; FAD binding; D-lactate dehydrogenase (cytochrome) activity. Bases 1 to 1836 code for a protein of 611 amino acids. Lineage: Eukaryota; Fungi; Ascomycota; Sordariomycetes; Glomerellales; Glomerellaceae. Gene Ontology annotation, cellular component: mitochondrion. The transcript has 9 exons. Gene Ontology annotation, biological process: lactate catabolic process. The record is from RefSeq and is a predicted model, not a curated record.